This is a messenger RNA of Dufourea novaeangliae, 1716 nucleotides long. Its product is annotated as piggyBac transposable element-derived protein 4-like. The coding region runs from base 1 to 1716 and encodes 571 amino acids. The record is from RefSeq and is a predicted model, not a curated record. Lineage: Eukaryota; Metazoa; Arthropoda; Insecta; Hymenoptera; Halictidae. The transcript has 2 exons.
AUGUACAAGAAAAGAAGCAACACUUCUAAAAAAGCAAGUACUUCGCGUGGAAGUAAGAGCCGGGGAAAGGCUUCCAAUGUUUCAAGCUGUCAAUCGAUAGAUCAUAGAAGAAUUACAGACAGUGACGAAAAUACUAGUGACAGCAGUGUAAUUGUGCCAGUAGUGAAUUCUGCAAGAAGAUUAAUUAUACGCGACAGUGAUGAAGAGGAAAAUCCCAGACCUGAAGUGAGUCUUGAGGGGAAUUGGCAGGAAAGUGAUAACACGCCAACAAUUUGGGAAUACUCGGAGGCUUGUGGUGUAAAAGGCUAUGUUUUAGACCGAUUAGGCACGAAUGACGGACUGUUAGAUUUAUUUCUUAUUAUAUUCAACGAAAAUUUGUGGGACAUUGUGGUCACGGAAACAAAUCGUUACGCGGAACAAAUAAUGAGUAAUGGAAGAAGAAGGAAACAGGAUGACGGUUGGUUCCCAGUUACAAAAGAUGAAAUAUUGGCCUAUUAUGCGUUGUGUAUUUUGAUGGCGCAAAUCAAAAAACCAAAUAUACAGAUGCAUUGGUCUAAGCGGGAAGUGAUAGAAACACCUAUAUUUACAAAAGUAAUGCCGCUGAAAAGAUUUACCCAAAUAUCACGAUGUUUGCAUUUCUCAAAUAAUCUAACGGAUUGCAACAAUGAUCGCCUUCACAAAAUAAGACCAAUCAUUAAUUAUUGGAACGACAAAUUUAAUAAUAUUUACACACCGGAUAAAAAUAUAAGUAUUGAUGAAUCAUUAAUGCGAUAUAAAGGCCGCUUAAUGUAUAAACAAUUUAACCCAUCAAAACGAGCCAGGUUUGGCAUAAAAAUAUAUAAACUAUGUAAAGCAAGUACUGGAUUCUGCAGCAAGUUUAAAAUAUAUACUGGCCAAGAUAAAAUUGACUUGAUUGAUAUUUCAUCAGAAGGUGUGGUCACGGAAUUGGCAGAAUCGGUUUUAAAUAAAGGAUACACGUUGUACAUUGACAAUUGGUAUUCCUCACCCGCUCUAUUUCUAAAAUUGCACAAGCAAAAAACAAAUGUUAUCGGCACCGUGCGUAAUAACAGGAAAAAUAUGCCGAAGGAUCUUUCAACAAGCAAAUUAAAACCAGGAGAACAUCUAUGCAGAACGUGCAAUGGAAUAUUAGCUGUAAGGUGGAAGGACAAACGUGAUGUGUAUGUGUUGACAAAGAAACACGCAUCUGUAGAAAUGACUGAAGCGACAGACAAACGAGAUAGGACGAAAUUUAAACCGAAUUGCGUAAUUGACUACAACAAAGGAAUGGGGGCAAUUGAUCUCAAUGAUCAAAUGUUGGCAUGUUUCCCCAUUAUGAGAAAAUAUAUUAAGGGUUACAAAAAACUCUUUUUUUAUAUGACCGAUAUGGGCCUAUAUAAUACGUAUGUAAUAAAAAAACAACUACAAGAUCCAAGAAGACAAUCCUACGUAAAUUAUAGAAUAGAUAUAGCCGAGGCAAUCUUAAAAUAUGUACAGCUGCCUGACUAUACAAGACGUGGGAAAUCCGCAGAAAUUCAAACAACAAUGCGCUUACAGGCGCAAUAUUGGGCUCAUUUCCCCAAACAUAUUGAUGCAACGCCUAGUAAGGAACACCCAACUAGGAUCUGUAAAGAAGCAGGCGUUAAUAGAAGAGUUUGCGAGUACGUUGAACCCAAAACAGCUGAUCGGGAUUCGCAAACUCUCCUAUGCCCGACAUAA